Chara braunii is the source of this 922-nucleotide messenger RNA. The record is from the annotation of a GenBank genome assembly. NCBI's taxonomy places the organism in Eukaryota, Viridiplantae, Streptophyta, Charophyceae, Charales, Characeae.
GUGAACGCACUGACACAGUGACACAUACACACUCGCGCCUAUGUGUGUGUGUGUGUGUGUGUGUGUGUGAGAGAGAGAGAGAGAGAGAGACAGAGAGAGAGAGAGAGAGAGAGAGAGAAAGGUGGGUUGUGUUUGUCAAGAAGCUGGAGCGGAGUAGGGGGCGCAAUGGUUGCGCAAAGGCUGGGAAGGGAGAGAUUGGGAAGGAUGGUUGUGUGUAUGGUUCUGGCGAUGGCGGUUGUUGUUGAUAUGCUGGCCAGCGAGUUGAGUGUUGUUGUUCUUUUCGUGGAGGGUAAUACUGCUCAGCACCGUUUUCAUUUGGGCCCUUCAGAAUGUAAUCCUGACAUCAUGACGGUAGUGAACGCGCCAUUUGUGGCGGGAAGGGUGACGAUCGAUGGAUUGGGUAAUGAUUGGGAAGGACUUCCCGCGCAAAAAAUGGAGCUGAUGCCCGCCACCACUCUGACCUACGGCGACGUCGAGAAACACAUGCCGGCCACAUUAAUCAUCAAAGGUGCGCAUGAUGGGCAGAAUCUGUACAUGCUGAUGUCUUUGCCAGGGAAGUAUGUCUUCAACUCCAGUGAUAACCACCUGUGCCCCUCGGUUGCGCUCAUGUUCGCCAUUGGGAGUAGGGCGACAUUCAAGUCACCUUGCAGGGAUGUGGUGGAUAUCAUGACCAAUAUUCUUCACUGCGUCACUGCGUCCUGGCUGUUGUGGUUAAGAGAAGACUUGGCUUUUGAGGCUGAGGUGGCCGGUUCGAAUCCGUGCUUGCACGGAGGAGAGCCUAGGGCCCAGAUGUAUGGAUCCUUAACUACUGUGCUAUGAGCGCCCCCUGCCGUAGCUGCUCUUCUGUCUUGAAAUGCUCUAUUAAAGCCAUCCGUGUGUGGGGGGGUUAGCUCCCUCCCUGCUUAAUUUUGCUGCCCCAUUC